Molecule: messenger RNA, 2960 nt
Organism: Drosophila elegans
Lineage: Eukaryota; Metazoa; Arthropoda; Insecta; Diptera; Drosophilidae
Gene: Brd8
Product: bromodomain-containing protein 8
Exons: 1
Coding region: 64-2763 (899 amino acids)
Cellular component (GO): NuA4 histone acetyltransferase complex
Molecular function (GO): protein binding
Source: RefSeq, a predicted model, not a curated record
GUGCCAUCUCUAGCCUAUUUCAGCAUUCUUGCGAUUUGUUUGCAAUAUCAAUUGCAUUUUAUAAUGUCUGCAGGAGUUCAAGAGCGCCUGCAACUGAGCCGGACUCCGCUGGACACCUGGUCGAAGCGCGAGCAGCUCAUCCUGGCGUCGGCGGUGUCCUGCAGCGGCGACCAGAACUGGAUCUCGGUGAGUCGCACGCUGAGGGCAAUUUGCGGCAAUGGAAACGGCGGCGGCGGUCCCAGCAGCAACAACAACAGCAGCAGCAAUCGACCGGCGGAUUGGUUUUCCCAGAAGAACUGUGCCGUCCAGUACGGCCAUCUCCUGGAGAGCGUGGAGGCCACCAAGCGCAAGAAACGCAGCAGUGAGAGCAGCGCCGGAGUGUCCUCGCCGGCCACCGUGGAAACCCCCACAGAAUUGCUGCUCCGCCGGCUGACGGAGGAGCGUCAGGCGGAGAUCAAGGCGCAGAUGCGCCACGAUCAGGAGACCUACCGACGCAUCCAGCGCGAGAUCGAUUCCCUGCAAUCGGAUGCAGUCACAGAGCAGGAGCUGAAGGACAUGUGGCUGGAGAUCGAGAAGGAGCAGGAGACGCGGCGCAUCGAGGAGAUGAAGAUGGAGAACCGCAUGCGAGAGCGGGAGCAGCGCAAGAAGGACCUGGCGGGCAACUGGCGGAACAGCAGUCCCGCUGCAAGGCGAUCCAACCAAGCCACAGACACCACAUCCGUGGACAUGGACGUGGAGGAUAUCAGUGGCAGUGGCAGUGGCAGUGGCAAUGGCAAUGGCAACAAGCAGCAGGCUGCCGCUCCUUCGCCUCUUCUCACAUCCCUGCUGAAAUCCCCCACAGGCAAUGCUCCUGUCACACCAAUUAGUGGCGGCGGAGGAGCAGCUGCAUCAGCAACUGGCAGCGUGGCCAGGGCCACGGCACCCACCAUUACAUCGUUGCUGACCAGCGGCCCCAGUUCGACCGUUUCAAAUCAGCCAGUCAUCACCAUGAAGAGUCCCACGGACGCUGCCUUCAUGUCGCGACCCAUUAGUGGCCCUCCAGCCAGUGAGGCACUUGCGCCGAAUACGCCCGCGCUGGAACGUCCGUCGCAGGCGGCACCUACGCUCUCCAUGCUGCUGGAGAAGAACAAGGCAGCUGCCAGGGCCAACGAAGGUGGAAGCUUAAUAAAAACCGAGGGUGCGGAAGGCCAGGAGCAGACAGUUGUAAAUGACACCACUUCGGCGGCCACUGGAACAGCGGAUUCCGAUGAGGCGGAUGCCAACGACGAUCAGUUGCUGGAGGUAUUCCCAAACAUUGACGAAAUAAUCGAUGACAUCGACAUAGAUAUGGCCAGUGUCAUCGAUGAUGAGAUCCUGAAAGAUGUGGACGAUGUGGUGGCCUCGCCUUCGAACGACAAAGCCGAAGUCAUUGACUUCGAGGACAAGUUGGAUGCACUGAAGCGGGAGCAGAGUAAGAGUUCGCCGGCCAGCGAUAAACCGAAGUCUGUGGAAUUGGUGAUUGGUUCCAGUGACGACUCAAAUGACAACAUUCCGCUGGCUGCUGUGGCCUCACAGGAGAGCAAAGAUCGCGGCCAAUCGGGAGGUGAAUCUACUCGGGGCACAGAUGAUGUCGAGUCGGAACCUUUGGCCAGCGAGGUGGCCGUCGAAGAGAUUGGUGAGACCAUAACCAUCAUAAGCACUUCCAGUGAAGACACUGCUGGAUCGCCACCUACCAAAGUUGAUGAGGAAUUGGCCAUAGAUUCUCUUGCAAAGAAGGAGGAAGCCAAGGAGGAGCAAUCCGAACAAGACAUAAACGCGGAAAGCAAGGAAAAGGCUGGAGAUGGAGCACUAGAACCGAAAGCUAUGGACCAGCAAGCCACAGCAGAAGCACAAAGCAAAGCCAACAAGGAGAAUGCUGAGAAACCUUUCACCAGCGAGGAGAAGGUUGCCACUCCCUCAACACCUGUAUCCGCUCCUGUGCCCGGAUCCCUACACGAUACGGAUGAGGAGUCUUCUUCGUUAACAGACAGCGGCAGGCAGGAGGAACAAUCGAGGAGUGCAAAAGCUAAGCAGACAACAGCGAAGUCGGCUCCAGAUGACUCCAAGUCGGAGCUGGAGUUGAGUGGAACACCUCAACCUCCAACAGCGCCAGCUCGCACUCCACUGCUACGCAAGCUUCCACAUCGAGAUCGGUCGGAAAGUCCAAUGGUGGAUGACGAUGCCACUACGGCCAGCGAUCAUUCCACAGCUAGAUCCACUCGUCGCCGAUGCUCCUCCACGCCCGUAAUCGACAGCAUACCCAACUCACCCGCCUCCAGCGAACACACGGAUGAUCGGCGAGAAACGCGAGCCGCCUCCAAGAAGCUCUUUCUGUCCAUUUAUGCCAUGUUGCAGGAUAGCAAGCAUGCAGCACCCUUUAAGCGUCCCUUUCACGACGAGCACGCCCAGCGGCACGCGGAUCUUUGCCUGCGUCCCAUGGAUUUCCCCACCAUCAAGCGAAACAUCGACUCCGGAUUUAUUCGCAGCUUAAGCGAGCUGCACAGGGAUGUCCUGCUAAUGGCGCACAAUGUUCUGGUGGCCUACAAACCCCACACAAAUCAGCACAAGACGGCGCGUUUAUUCGUGCAGGACUGUCAGGCUAUCAAGGAGUUCUCACAAAUCCCAGACACGCAGGUUGUAGGAAUCACAGCCACGCCGACGAGCAAUGCCGGAAGCUCCCGAGCGGAGAAAUCAAGCGGAAGCAAGGCUAGAAGUGGUUCGCGAAAGAGCCAGAGGCAUCACUAGACUUAGGUUCAAGUAACUUGAUAAUCUUUAAGGUUACAAGACUCCUCUAACCGCAGCACAAUUUAUAAGUAUUUGUAUAUUUAAUCGACUUAUUCGAGGUUUUUCUACUAGCGAAAACAUUUCAUUUAGGUACUUUAACUAACUAACUGUAACUAACUCACAAACUAUCAUCAACAAUAAACAUCAAUCGAAGAAUA